Messenger RNA from Trichomycterus rosablanca, 1563 nucleotides. It is a transcript of the gene cxcl14, whose product is annotated as chemokine (C-X-C motif) ligand 14. The transcript has 4 exons. Gene Ontology annotation, molecular function: chemokine activity. Lineage: Eukaryota; Metazoa; Chordata; Actinopteri; Siluriformes; Trichomycteridae. Gene Ontology annotation, cellular component: extracellular region. The record is from RefSeq and is a predicted model, not a curated record. Gene Ontology annotation, biological process: immune response. The coding region runs from base 179 to 478 and encodes 99 amino acids.
GUGCUGAACUUCCAACCUGCUCACUCCUGUCUCUUACCUAACAGCUUUAAAACACUUAGAAAGCGAUUAAAGAAUCAAUAUUUACACGCUCUCUGCCUAGAAGAUUUUAAGUUUUGGCAGCACAUCGAUAUUUUAGAGAGGUUGAGAGGAACUGACUGGUUUAAGGAGCUCUUUUGGGAUGAGUCGCUGCGCAGCCGCAUUAUUUCUUCUGGUCAUUGCUGUAUAUUCGCUCAACACUGAAGCAUACAAAUGCAGAUGUACAAGGAAGGGUCCCAAGAUACGCUACAAGGAUGUGCAGAAACUUGAAAUAAAGCCCAAACACCCCUUCUGCCAGGAAAAAAUGAUAUUUGUCACCAUGGAAAAUGUGUCCCGUUUUAAAGGACAGGAAUAUUGCCUCCAUCCCAGACUACAGAGCACCAAGAACCUGGUUAAGUGGUUUAGGAUUUGGAAAGACAAACACAGGGUGUACGAGGCCUAAAUGACACACGUGAGCGAGCCAGGCUUCAUGUUCUGUGGAAUGUACAAAACCACCAGUGGAUCUGUGGAUCAGCAGAGGACCAGCUUUCCAAGAAUUGCAGGGCAUUUGUUCAGAAGCACAAAAGAAAAUUUCUUCAGGCACAAUGUCCAGGAAGAUGUUUGUAAAAUAAAUAAAUAAUUACCUGUAUUUUAAACAUCAUUAUGGUCUGAAACAAGCACUAUGUAUUUAUUCCACAUAUUAGAAUUGCAAAAAAGACUGUAUAAGAAAGUCUGUGUGAAUCAGAUUUAGAUGCAACAAGUGAUCACAACUGUUUCAGGUGGAAACUGUAUUCCCCUGCUGUAGGCUUUUCAUUUAUUCUCAGUCUAAUUCAUUGUGUUGUGGUAUUUUAGGGUCCUACAACACAUCAUAUUUAACUAUCUGUUUGCUUUCAGGUGGUUCGAACAAUAUAGAGUACCUAAAAAAAGGAAUGUUCGUUUUAAUGUUGUCGUCUGUACAUGAAUACAGAUUAUCUUAUUACGAUAUCUGAAUAAAGCUAGUUUCAUAUGUGGUACUAUAGAGCACAGACAAAUAAAUACCUUGUUGUGGUUUGUAAUGUGACAUACCACAAUAGAGCAUUAAGUUACAAUUUAACAUUUACAAUUACAACAGUUAACAUUGUUUCAAAUCCAAAUAUGGAUUAGUAACAGCAGUGACACAUUAUUUAUUCCUACAAACACAUACAUUCAUGAAAUAUAGGCACACAAAUCAUUAUUUUCAUACAUACCCCAUUCUCCAAUAUAACCUUUUCUAUACAGGCCUUUAAUGUGAUUUUUUUUCACACAGACUUAUUUGUUAUUACAAGUCUGGAAUGUUUUUGUUGUCUAAUUUUUUUUUCUCUGAUGUAAAUUAUGUACAAGAAUUCAUACUUGUAAUUACCCAAAGUUGGCAUAGGUGAAUUCAUGUUGUACAGUAGUAUGUUGUAUCGCUAUUUAAAUAUUCAAUAAAAGACACACGAGUCUGUUUGAAAUGACAACACACCAAACAUGGCUUCAGUUGCAUUCCAUGGAGUGUACAAGUACAGCAAUAAAAUUAUUUAAAUGACUAAA